Molecule: messenger RNA, 2474 nt
Organism: Nothoprocta perdicaria
Lineage: Eukaryota; Metazoa; Chordata; Aves; Tinamiformes; Tinamidae
Gene: KIRREL1
Product: kirre like nephrin family adhesion molecule 1
Exons: 16
Coding region: 1-2403 (800 amino acids)
Biological process (GO): cell-cell adhesion
Cellular component (GO): cell-cell junction
Molecular function (GO): cell adhesion molecule binding
Source: RefSeq, a predicted model, not a curated record
AUGGCCGCGCGCGGCUCCCACGGCACCGCCGUCGUCACCGUCACCGUCACCGUCGUCACCGCCGCGCUGGCGACAGGCGGAAGUGCCACUUCCCACCCCGGGCAGCGCGGCGCAGGCGGCUGCGGCUCCAACAGUGGCUCCGGCUCCGGGAAGGACCGGGAAUUCUCCAGGGGGAAUUGCGGCGGGCGGCUCCAUCCCGGCCCUAUCCGGGCUCAUCCCGGCUCGUCCCGCUCCGCAGCCGGCCAGCCCCGCUUCGCCGAGGAGCCCGAGGACCAGACGGUGGUGGCCGGCCAGAGGAUCGUGCUCUCCUGCGUGGUGCUCAACUACUCGGGCAUCGUGCAAUGGACCAAGGACGGGCUGGCGCUGGGCAUGGGGCAGGGCCUCAAAGCGUGGCCCCGCUACCGCGUGGUGGGCACGGCGGCCUGGGGCCAGCACAACCUGGAGAUCAGCGGCGCCGAGCUCUCCGAUGACGCCGCCUACGAGUGCCAGGCCACGGAGGCGGCGCUGCGCUCGCGCCGCGCCAAGCUCACCGUGCUCAUCCCCCCCGAGGACCCCACCAUCGACGGGGCGCCCGAGAUCCUGCUGCGCGCGGGGACGCCCUACAACCUGACGUGCCGGGCGCGCAGCGCCAAGCCGGCCGCCACCAUCGUGUGGUACCGCGACGGGCUGCAGCAGGACGGCGCCGUGGCCAGCACGGAGCUGCUGCCCGACGGCAAGCGGGAGAGCACCACGAGCCGCCUGGGCAUCAACCCCACGGAGCUGGACGGCGGGCGCGUGUUCUCGUGCCGCAGCGCCAACGCCGCCGUGCCCGCCGGCAAGGAGGCCUCCGUGCGGCUCAACGUGCACCACCCGCCCACGGUGACGCUCUCCAUCCAGCCGCAGACGGUGCAGGAGGGCGAGCGCGUGGUGUUCACGUGCGCCGCCACCGCCAACCCCGAGAUCAAGGGCUACCGGUGGGCCAAGGGCGGCGUGGUGAUCGAGGAGGCCAAGGAGAACCGCUAUGAGACGCAGGUGGACUACUCGUUCUUCACGGAGCCCGUGUCGUGCGAGGUGCACAACGCCGUGGGCAGCACCAACGUCAGCACGCUGGUGGACGUGCACUUCGCCCCGCGCAUCGUGGUGGACCCCAAGCCCACGACGACGGACGUGGGCUCCGACGUGACGCUGACGUGCGCCUGGGCGGGCAACCCGCCGCUCACGCUCACCUGGACCAAGAAGGAGUCCAACAUGGUGCUCAGCAACAGCAACCAGCUGUACCUGAAGUCGGUGACGCAGGCGGACGCGGGGCAGUACGUGUGCAAGGCCAUCGUGCCGCGCAUCGGCGUGGGCGAGCGCGAGGUCACCCUCUUCGUCAACGGGCCGCCCAUCAUCUCGAGCGAGGCGGUGCAGUACGCGGCGCGCGGCGACCGCGGCAAGGUGGAGUGCUUCAUCGGCAGCACGCCGCCGCCGGACCGCAUCGCGUGGGCCUGGAAGGAGAACAUCCUGGAGGCCGGCACGCUGGAGCGCUACACGGUGGAGCGGAGCAACACGGGCGCCGGCGUCCUCUCCACGCUCACCAUCAACAACGUGAUGGACGCCGACUUCCAGACGCGCUACAACUGCACGGCCUGGAACAGCUUCGGGCCCGGCACCGCCAUCAUCCAGCUGGACGAGCGAGAGGGGCUGCCCGUGGGCAUCAUCGCCGGCGGCACCAUCGGCGCCAGCGUGCUGCUCGUGGCCUUCCUGGCGGCGCUCGCCUGCGUGCUGUACCGGCGCCGCAAAGGCAGCCGCAAGGACGUCACCCUGCGCAAGCUGGACAUCCAGGUGGAGACGGUGAACCGGGAGCCGCUGGCGCUGCACGCGGAGCGCGAGGACGACGCGGGCAGCGUCUCCACGGCCACGCGCGUCAUGAAGGCCAUCUACUCGUCCUUCAAGGACGACGUGGAGCUCAAGCAGGACCUGCGCUGCGACACGCUGGACACGCGCGAGGAGUACGAGCUCAAGGACCCCACCAACGGCUACUACAACGUGCGGGCGCACGAGGAGCGCCCGGCGUCGCGCAGCGUCCUCUACGGCGACUACCGCGGCGGCGGCGGCGGCGGCGGGCGCUACGAGGCGCGGCCGCCCUCGCGCCUCUCGCACGCCAGCGGCUACGCGCAGCUCAGCACGUACGGCCGCGGCGGCGCCGAGUACGGCGCCGAGGCGGCGCCGGAGCCGCUGCCCUACGAGGGCGGCUACGGCGGCGGCCACCUGGGCUACGGCAGCUACCGGCUGGGCUACGGCGCGGCGCUGGAGCGGCCGCCCUACGAGGCGUACGAGGCCAUGGGCAAGGUCGGCGGCGCCGGGCGCUUCUCCUACGCGUCGCAGCACUCGGACUACGGGCAGCGCUUCCAGCAGCAGCAGCGCAUGCAGACGCACGUGUGAGGCUCCUGAUAUUCAGGGGCCGGCGGGGCGCCGCGGCGGCGUUCCGGAGGGCCGGAGGCGGCGCUUCCCGC